Brassica rapa (field mustard) is the source of this 1774-nucleotide messenger RNA. Its product is annotated as casparian strip membrane protein 1. NCBI's taxonomy places the organism in Eukaryota, Viridiplantae, Streptophyta, Magnoliopsida, Brassicales, Brassicaceae. The record is from RefSeq and is a predicted model, not a curated record.
UAUCGGUUUGGAUACUACCGAGCCUCUUGAUCACCUCCAUACCACCACUUUACAAUCUACAAAACAACCAUUUGAAAAAAAUUGAAAUCAAAGAAACAUUUCACCGCUAUCUUACUAAAAUUUGGGACGUUAUUGGAUUAGAUGAUGUUGAGAACCUGAUGUAUCUGUAAGCGCUUAUGCUUGUUUGUGUUUUCUUCUCCCUUCUAGGCUUGUAGCUAGGUUUUAAUUGAUUUGAAAACAUUUUAUUUUAUUUUGUUUGGAUGUUUUUGUUGUUCUUUACCAUACCUGGCUCAUUUUGGAAGGAGUAUCAAAGAAGGUCACAAAUCGGAUCAUUUCUCUUUAGCCAUCCUCGAAUUCUAUUUACUUGACUAGUCUUUCACAUGUGCUCUGUAAUACUUGUAUUGCAUACAUAUGGGAUAAUUUUUUACACAAAAAGGACUUGUAUGUUAUGAGAAAACGAGCUUGGCUUGACGGAUUACAAGAGAAGCGUCAUCAUGUCUUUGACUAGUGGCAAACCAAAAUGAGCAAAAAUUUAUUGUUCAACAUGUAACAUUCAGAACUUCAUCUACUACUUUAUAACAUUCAGAAUUAAAUUAUGUUUUUUUUUGCAUACCUACGUAUGCCAACUUCAUAAUUUUAAAUAUGAUAUUUUUAGCUUUCUUUUAUUUUGAAUUAUUAGCUGAGACCCAGUAAAGUGGGGAAAGUAAGAAGCAACAACUCCUCUUAUUCCCGGACUCUAACAAAUCAACUAAAGUAAAUAUUAAACACUUACAGGCUCAUCACUGAUUAGCUGCUAAUUAUUUCUAACCAGUCAUUACUUAAAACCAGGACUAUAUAAAUACUUGUCCACCUUCCAUUAGUCUCCCACCACAAGUAGAAAACACUUCAAUACACAAACAACACACUUCUUCUUUCUUUGAAUCCCAAUUGCAAGAGAGAAUGGCGAAAGAGUCCACCACCAUUGAGGUUGGCGAGCCGAGCACCGUGACCAAAAGUACAAGCCAUGAGAAGAAGAAGGGCUUUGUGGCAGCAGCUGCAGGAGGAGGCCAUAAGAGAGGUUUGGCCAUAUUUGAUUUCCUCCUCCGUUUGGCGGCCAUAGGAAUCACCAUCGGGGCUUCCUCCGUCAUGUUCACCGCCGAGGAGACACUGCCUUUCUUUACUCAGUUCUUACAGUUCCAAGCCGGUUACGAUGACUUCCCGACAUUUCAGUUCUUUGUGAUAUCAAUAGCCAUCGUAGCCAGCUAUCUCGUCCUAGCACUUCCCUUCUCCAUCGUAACUAUUGUACGUCCACUUGCGGUUGUACCCCGGCUCAUCCUCCUCAUCUCUGACACCGUGGUCUUAACACUUACCACAUCAGCUGCUGCUGCGGCAGCAUCAAUUGUCUACCUUGCACAUAACGGCAACGCGAACACCAAUUGGCUCCCUAUUUGUCAGCAAUUUGGUGACUUCUGCCAAACCGCGAGUACUGCAGUUGUAGCCGCUUCUAUCUCUGUUGUCUUCUUCGUCCUUCUCAUAGUCAUCUCAGCCAUUGCCUUAAAAAGGCAUUGAUUUAAUAUUUUCCACUUGUCAAGAUGGAAAAUGGAUCUAGUGUCUUCAUGUAUAUGUGUGUAGCGUGUGCUUUGUGUAACAUGAGAGUUAUAAGUAUAUGGUAUCAUUAUGGUGUUAAAAAUGUAAGUUCAUAUAUAUAUUUUAAGAAGAUUUGUCUUGGUUCAGCUUGAAAACAAUGAAAAUUUGUGAGGAUGUUUAUACAAAUGAUUUUGCAUUCGAACCAUCA